This is a messenger RNA of Condylura cristata (star-nosed mole), 3302 nucleotides long. It is a transcript of the gene RACGAP1, whose product is annotated as Rac GTPase activating protein 1. The coding region runs from base 20 to 2347 and encodes 775 amino acids. Gene Ontology annotation, biological process: signal transduction. The transcript is spliced from 16 exons. The record is from RefSeq and is a predicted model, not a curated record. NCBI's taxonomy places the organism in Eukaryota, Metazoa, Chordata, Mammalia, Eulipotyphla, Talpidae.
UCCUGGGGCGCGGGACCAGAUGCGGGCUCAGAGCCCAGCCGCGGAGGGGCUCAUGGCCGGGAGCAGGAGCCGGCGGCCGCCGCGGCACGCCGCGCAGAGCCCUGCAGGGAGCGGCCCGCCUGGCCCGGCCGGCUCGGCUCUGUCAGCCCGCACGCGCUCGCCGCCUGGCUCGCCUGGCUCGGCUCGGUCCUCCGGGCUCGGCGCGGUGCGCGGUGCGCGGUGCUCUCAGCCCCGGGAUCUGCAGGGAUCCAUCGUCCGGCCGGGAGGCGGCGGGAGGGGCAGGGGGGAGGGGAGAGGGUGCGCGUGCGCGCCUACGAGUGUCUGCGAGGGUGUCUCUGGGCCGGUGUGCGGGGACGGGACCGUGGGCUCUCCCGGCUGCCUCGCCCCCUCGUCCCCGCCGCUCUCAGCGGCGCUGCCUCCCCCUGGUCUGGAGCCGUCUCCCUGCCUAAAGAUGGAUACCACAAUGCUGAAUUUGCGGAAUCUGUUUGAGCAGCUUGUACGCCGGGUGGAGAUUCUCAGUGAAGGAAAUGAACUCCAAUUCAUUCAGUUGGCAAAGGACUUUGAGGAUUUUCGCAAAAAGUGGCAGAGAACAGACCAUGAACUGGGGAAUUACAAGGAUCUUUUGAUGAAAGCAGAGACUGAGCGCAGUGCUCUGGAUGUUAAGCUGAAGCAUGCACGCAAUCAGGUGGACGUAGAGAUCAAACGGAGACAGCGCGCUGAGGCUGACUGCGAAAAAUUGGAAAGACAGAUUCAGCUGAUUCGAGAGAUGCUCAUGUGUGACACAUCUGGCAGCAUUCAACUAAGCGAGGAGCAAAAAUCAGCUCUGGCUUUUCUCAAUAGAGGCCAACCAUCGAGCAGCAAUGCUGGGAACAAAAGACUGUCAACCAUUGAUGAAUCUGGUUCCAUUCUAUCAGAUAUCAGCUUUGACAAGACUGAUGAAUCGCUGGAUUGGGAUUCAUCUUUGGUAAAGACUUUCAAACUGAAGAAGAGAGAAAAGAGGCGCUCUAGCAGCCGACAGUUCAUUGAUGGUCCCCCUGGACCUGUAAAGAAAACUCGUUCCAUUGGUUCCACAGUAGACCAGGGGAAUGAAUCCAUAGUUGCGAAAACCACAGUGACUGUUCCCAAUGAUGGUGGGCCCAUUGAAGCUGUGUCCACCAUUGAGACUGUGCCAUACUGGACCAGGAGCCGAAGGAAAACAGGUACAUUGCAACCCUGGAACAGUGACUCCACCUUGAGCACCAGGCAGGAGCCACGAACCGAGACAGACAGCUCCGGCACACCACAGAAUACUGGAGGGAUGCGCCUGCAUGACUUUGUCUCUAAGACAGUUAUUAAACCAGAAUCUUGUGUUCCAUGUGGAAAGCGGAUAAAAUUUGGCAAACUCUCUCUGAAGUGUCGCGACUGCCGUGUAGUCUCUCAUCCAGAAUGUCGGGAUCGCUGUCCACUGCCCUGCAUUCCUACCUUGAUAGGAACACCUGUCAAGAUCGGAGAGGGAAUGCUGUCAGAUUAUGUGUCCCGGACUUCUCCAAUGAUCCCCUCCAUUGUUGUCCAUUGUGUGAAUGAGAUUGAGCAGAGAGGACUGACUGAGACAGGCCUGUAUCGGAUCUCAGGUUGUGACCGCACAGUGAAAGAACUGAAAGAGAAAUUCCUCAGAGUUAAAACUGUACCCCUUCUCAGCAAAGUGGAUGACAUCCAUGCUAUCUGCAGCCUACUGAAAGACUUCCUUCGAAACCUCAAAGAACCCCUUUUAACUUUUCGGCUAAACAAGACUUUUAUGGAAGCAGCCGAAAUCACAGAUGAGGACAACAGCAUAGCUGCCAUGUACCAGGCUGUUGGUGAACUGCCCCAGGCCAACAGAGACACAUUAGCUUUCCUCAUGAUUCACUUGCAGAGAGUGGCUCAGAGCCCAGACACGAAAAUGGAUGUUGCUAAUCUGGCCAAAGUCUUUGGGCCUACAAUAGUUGCUCAUGCUGUGCCCAACCCAGAUCCAGUGAUAAUGUUACAGGACACCAAACGUCAGCCCAAGGUGGUAGAGCGCCUGCUUUCACUGCCCCUAGAGUACUGGAGUCAGUUCAUGAUGGUGGAACAAGAGAACAUCGACCCCAUGCAUGUCAUUGAAAACUCAAAUGCCUUUUCAACACCACAGACACCAGAUAUUAAAGUGAGUUUACUGGGACCAGUGACGACUCCUGAGCAUCAGCUUCUGAAGACUCCUUCAUCCAGUUCCCUGUCACAGAGAGUUCGCUCCACCCUCACCAAGAACACCCCCAGAUUUGGGAGCAAAAGCAAGUCCGCCACCAACCUGGGACGGCAAGGGAACUUUUUUGCUUCUCCAAUGCUCAAGUGAAGUCACGUCUCCUGCUACUUCCUGACACUCACUAACUGCAAGGAAGGGCGCACCUGUACUCUGCACUGCAGCCUCUUGCAUUCACUGCUACUUUUAGCAUUCUUCAGGCUUUUAAUCAAGUUCAUUGUGCAUGAGGGUUUUAUUAAAGCUACAUAUAGCUCCCUCUUCUCAAGUAAAAUAAUAUCAACACCUUGUGCUGUCUUUUUGGGAAACUUUUGGCUGGUAGAUCUGAACAAGGGUAGAAGGGGAAGUAUGAAAUUCAUUGCAGUUCUUUGGGGGCUCUUGGGAGUUCUGGGAUAGCCUUCGGCUUAAAGCCAAGUGUUUAUGGAAUGACCUUUCUCUGAGGUAAUGACAGAAACCCUGCCUCUUUGGUAAGAUUGAUUUGUUUCAGGGUGAAGGUAGGAGGGCAGGGAAGAGGAAGGUUUGGACAGAGGUUCAUUAUGAGAACUUGAAAUUUCCUUUCUCCCAUUAUAAAGUGAGACUUCGACCCUCCAUAAAAUGUGUUAGUAUGAGGAUGGAAGUAGUGGUGGGAGUGUGCUUAGCUUUAAUUUGGAUUGAUUAGGCCCCAUAGUGUUCAGUGGCACAGCCUUGUACAUGUGCUGCCACAAGUGUAUUUAUUGUUCAUGGGCUUCCAAAUGGACUUUGGCGUUGGGGUCAACGCCACUUUGUCCUAAAGCUGAGUUCAUUCUGGGGCCUGACCACCAGCCCUCGGCCAGGGGAGCCUGCUAAUAAAGAUCAGUCUCCUAUUAGGCUUCCUCACUAACAUUAAGACUAGGCUGUAAGGAGAGGAUUGGUAAUAUUUUGUGUGGCAAGAAAAAUCACAGUCAUUUUGCACUUUGGAUGCUAAAUCUAGAUAACUGAGAUUUUUCUUCUAUUAAAAUUAUUUUCAUUGUCUGUAAGAGUGCAUUCUCCUAAGGAAUGCUUCUGAUCCAGUGACUCUUGUCUAUAAAAUACA